Mesoplodon densirostris (Blainville's beaked whale) is the source of this 1930-nucleotide messenger RNA. RefSeq names its product mitochondrial amidoxime reducing component 1 (gene MTARC1). The transcript is spliced from 7 exons. Gene Ontology annotation, cellular component: mitochondrial inner membrane. Bases 1 to 1017 code for a protein of 338 amino acids. Lineage: Eukaryota; Metazoa; Chordata; Mammalia; Artiodactyla; Ziphiidae. The record is from RefSeq and is a predicted model, not a curated record. Gene Ontology annotation, molecular function: nitrate reductase activity; molybdopterin cofactor binding; pyridoxal phosphate binding. Gene Ontology annotation, biological process: nitrate metabolic process.
AUGGGCGCCACCGGCUCGUCCGCGCUGGCCCGCCUGGGCCUCCCCGCGCCGCAGCCCCGGCCCCGCUGGCUCGGGGUCGCCGCGCUGGGACUGGCCGCGGUGGCGCUGGGGGCCGUGGCCUGGCGCCGCGCGCGGCCCAGGCGGCGCCGGCGGCUGCAGCAGGUGGGCACCGUGGCAGAGCUCUGGAUCUACCCCGUCAAGUCCUGCAAGGGGGUGUCGGUGAAGGCGGCGGAGUGCACGGCCCUGGGGUUGCGCAGCGGUCACCUGCGGGACAGGUUUUGGCUUGUGAUCAACAAGGAGGGGAAUAUGGUUACUGCUCGACAGGAACCCCGCCUGGUCCUGAUUUCCCCGACCUGUGAGGGUGACACCCUGACCCUCAGUGCAGCCUACAUGAAGGACCUGCGGCUGCCCAUCAAGACACCCACCACAAAUGCAGUGCACAAGUGCAGAGUGCAUGGCCUGGAGAUCGAGGGCAGGGACUGCGGUGAUGCCGCAGCCCAGUGGAUAACAAACUUCCUGAAGACGCAGCCGUACCGCCUGGUGCACUUUGAACCUCACAUGCAACCGAGAAAUUCUCACCAGAUCGAAGACCCGUUUCGACCCACAGACCAGGUCCCGUACUCAGACGCCAGCCCCUUCUUGAUCCUCUCUGAGGCAUCGUUGGCAGAUCUCAACUCCAGGCUAGAGAAGAAAGUUAAGGCAACUAACUUCCGGCCCAAUAUCAUAAUUUCAGGGUGUGGUGUCUAUGCAGAGGACUCAUGGAAUGAGCUUCUUAUUGGUGAUGUGGAACUGAAAAGGGUGAUGGCUUGCUCCAGGUGCCUUUUAACCACGGUGGACCCGGACACGGGCGUCAUGAGCAGGAAGGAGCCUCUGGAGACCCUGAAGAGUUAUCGCCUGUGUGACCCUUCUGAACGAAAGUUAUAUGGAAAAUCACCUCUCUUCGGACAGUAUUUUGUUCUGGAAAACCCAGGGACCGUCCAAGUGGGAGACCCUGUGUACCUGCUCGGCCAGGAAUAGGAAUCAUAUGUCCUGGAAUAGCAGGUGUCUUUAAAAAAUGUCCUCAAAAAUGCCAACACUUGAAGCACAGUAUUUUGGACCUGACACCUCGGCAUUUUCUUUAGAUCUGUGAUCUCCAAGUGUUUCGUCUUUUGGACGCUUCCUUGUGUCUCAGUGCUUCCAGCAUCCCAGUGCACAAAGUGAAGAAAGAGAGUUUUGAUAACUUAACAGGACUUCUGUAAGUCACUUAAAUGACAAAGCAGGAUUCUAAAAAUCGCUUGUUUAACUGUGAUUGUGGAAUAAUUCUUUCUCCUUCUUCUCCAUUCACCUACCCAGAGGGCUAACUGCCAUCCUCUCAUUGCUACUCUUUAGGGAAAGAGGAGAGAAGAGAAAGAGUAAGAGUGGGGGAGUGAGAAGAAUGUUCUGGAAUCUUUUAGUACCCCAUGCCCGGGGCAUGCAAUGGAAAUUAAAUAGCUCUCCAAAUAAGGCUGGACUGUCACUUCACUUUUCUCCUCAAGCCCUAGACAAGCUUUUAAAAGGGCAUAAGGAGCCUGACCUUCAGGAAACACUUAGGAUGUUCAUUUUCCAUAGAUCAUCUUGGACCUGGCACUAUUGUCUCUCAGACAGUGUCCAUGGGGAUUUGAUGGAUCUUCAUAGCAUGCAGUACCUCUGGGCUGUAGGACAGCAGAGAUGUCAGGGUAGAAAAUCAACUCAUGAGAGCAGCGUUGCAGUCAGACUCUGAUAGGUAAUAUGUGGAAAGCAAGACAAAAACUUCCUUGCCUUGAAACGGAGUAUCAACUAUAUCCCAUUGGUGAGCCCAAACUUUUCCCAGUAUAUGAGAGUGAACUGUAGCACUAAGUAGGGGAAGCGCCCUUGCCUGAUGUGGUCUGAGAUGCUGUUUGACCUUGCCCAGGGAAACGAUGGUGCCCGUCUU